Messenger RNA from Adineta ricciae, 3687 nucleotides. NCBI's taxonomy places the organism in Eukaryota, Metazoa, Rotifera, Eurotatoria, Adinetida, Adinetidae. The record is from the annotation of a GenBank genome assembly.
AUGCAAACUAUGAAUCCUGAGCAAGCAAUGUAUUUUCAAAACUUGAAUGACUAUCCUCAACAUCCAAACGGUCGUUUCACCGUGAAUGGACAAGAUUACGAUUCACAAAUACCUAACUUAUACAACCAACCUGGAUAUUACCCUCAAAUGCCCACCGUGUUUCAACCACGACCAAUGUAUAUGAAUCAAUCUUAUGGACCACAUGGCGCAUUUCUCUAUCCAAAUAAUCUCUCAAAUGCACAAGUUCCUCUUAUCCGACCACCGAAUGAAUCGCAAAAUACUGCACCCAGUGCAACGCCGAGUGCAGCACCGAGUGUACCACCGAAUUAUAGAAUGCCACUAUUUGUACCGUCACAACAAACUGUACCGUCUCAAGUAUAUCAACCUGCCCCUAACCAAACAUCCAUACCGCCAUACCAAACAACUACUCCAAUACCUACCACACCUUAUUUUGUGUCUAAUAGCGGACAAAUACUAUCGCCGAUCAGUCAACCAUAUGUGUAUUCAUCUCAGUCUUCGCAAGUCCCAGAAAAACGUAAAAGAACUCCGUUAGCAAUUGUUGAUCCAUCAUCUAAUCAACGUGUGGACACAAGUAGUCCAUCGAUAAGCGUGUCGUCGUCAGUAGCAUCGAAUGAAGUUAAAAAACCCUUUUCCGAUAAGAAAGCAUGCGUUUCAGUCAAUGGUGGUUCAGUUACAAAAACUAGUCAAGUUGAUGAUCAUAUUCAAAAUGAUGUCGAUGAUAAAUCGAGUAGUGGAACCAAUCAAAAUGGUGUUGAUGAUGAUAAUGAACAAGAUUGUUCGGAAUUAUCAGAACAAUACGAAAUCGAAUCUUCACAUUCGGAUAUUGUGAAUACCCAUUCGAGUAAAAUUAUGGUAUCACAAACUAAACACCUACGAACGAGAAUCUUUUAUUCCCGAAGUGCAAGAUCUGAUGCAGACAAUCAAUUAACAGACGAAAGAUUAUUAUCUUCCAGCCAUGUAGAACCACCUCAACAAACGUCAUCAAGCGAGGCAUCUGAAGAUAUUCUACCGACAUCUACCGUAACCGAUUCGCCACAAUCAAAACGUCUCCAAUACAGUAUUCAAGAACUUCUUAGUAAACGUUCUGCUCCCCUUGCACAGAAACGACCAACAAAUUUGAAAUUUGUCCGUGAGAUCGAGACUGGAAAACAAAAGACAGUCGAUGCUACCGCUCAAUUCAUUCGGGAUGUUCGAUUAAUCUUAAACAAACUAACACCACAAAACCGAACAAUACUAGUCGAACAAUUGGAAAAACUUGAACUUGAUCGUCACGAACGAUUAGAAGGAAUGAUCGAUAUUAUCUUCUCGAAAGCUGUCGAAGAACCUAAAUACUGUUCGAUGUAUGCUGAAUUAUGUGAUAGUUUUCAAAAGAAACAAAUCACAGUACCAAAUCAAAAUGGUCAGACAACAACAAUUUCUUUUCGACAAGUUUUAUUAUCACGUUGUCAAACACGUUUUGAAAAUGACUAUCGAGUAGACAUUAACUAUGACCAACGAAAAGCAGAUGUUGAUAAAAUCACCGACGAAAAACUUCAGAAAGAAGAAGCCGAAAACUUAGAAGAAGCUUUGAACAAAGCAAAACGACGACAUUUCGGCAAUAUCCUCUUUAUUGGUGAACUAUUUAAACUGGGCAUGUUAACAGAAUCCAUCAUGUAUAGCUGUAUGGAAAAUUUACUGAAAGACAAAACUGAUGAGGAAAAUCUCGAAUGUUUAUGUCGCCUUCUACGUACUGUUGGCAAAACAUUUGAUGAAAAGCAACAGAAACCAGCGAAUAAGAAAGCAAUGGCCAAAACCUACCAUGAGUUAAACGACAUUGUCCAACAAAAUCAAAUAUCACUACGAACACGAUUUAUGAUUCAAGAUCUGUUAGAACUGAGAGAGGCUAAGUGGAUUCCUCGUAUGGCUGAAGCCAAACCAGUAACCAUCGAUGAAAUUCAUGAACAAGAUCGACGCAAACGUGAACAAGAAGAACGUGACAGACAACAACGAGCAGAUCAAUAUCGAAACAAUGCCGGUGGAAAUAACAAUUACGGAUCGGGUAAUCCACCAUUAUAUACAGGAUCGCGAGGAAGUCGAGGCAGCGGAUCAAAACAACAAUCAAAUCGACAAGCUUCAGAUCGAACCGAUAAAGGCUUUAACGUGAACUCCAUACGACAAUAUCAAUCAACAGACAAGAAAGCUAAUGCACCACAAUUGAAUCUAAAACCGCAAGGAGUCUGGGGUAAAGCAAGCACAACUGAAAAGAAAUCUGAAGAUGAUCAAGCCAAUGCCAACCGAACCACUAAACCUUUGACAACUUCUAUACCAUCGUUCCGCCCACAAAACAUGCUAUUCUCCAAAGCUGUCUCUAACUCUACCCAACGCCCGCCAGUCAAUGGAUUAUCACGUGAUAACGAAGAAGUCAACUCCAGUAACACAUCAAUGUCAAAUUCACGUGAAGGAUCACGUGCUGUCAGUCGUGAACAAUCUCGUAAUGCUUCACCAGAUCCAAGUACGGCUAAAAGAUCUGCAACUUCGUCAACGGAAAAUAGUCAAGCGUUCGAUGAGGGCAAAACUCAAUCUCGCGUACAUGCAUUAACUGAAGAAUAUACAGAAAAUUAUUCCGACCAACAUGAUCGCUCUGUGAAAGAAGCUAUUGAAGAUUUGACUGAUUUUUGCACAUCGAACACUGAUCAACAAGCAAUUAUCAUUCGAGAAUUAUUCACGAAUGUGUUAGAAGCGAAACCACGUGCACGAAAAGCUAUCGGACACCUACUUGGCUGUGCUUUCAGAGAAAAAGUUAUAUCAAACGACGGAUUCCCCACUGGUUUUCAAAUGGUAGUUGAAGCUGUACCCGAUUACAUAGUCGAUAUUCCAUUCAUUUGGCAAUAUAUAGGUGAAAUCCUUGGUGCAUUUAUGGGUGUUGUAGAAUCGAAUAUGAUGUUAUUGAAAUCUAUCUUACAAUCUGUUCCCGAUGACAAAUCUAAACAAUUGUUUCAAUACAUUAUUCGAUACGCAUCAGAAUUUUCUUCCAAGCCUCAAGUGCAGAAAUCUUGGGAAUCAACUGGUUAUUCUCUCAAUGAUCUAUUGAAGUCGAACAUGGUUGACUCUUCGUUCCUUAAUGAAUACAAUUGGUUAUCUGAACAAAAAGAAAGCACAUCCUCAACUACCAGCACCUCAAGUUCAAUUGCAGCUGAUCCUAAAUUGGUUCAAUUAUUUGGAAAAGAAGACGAGGAAUGCGCGUCUGUGACCAACACUAAUAUUCAAACCUAUAUUCAGAAACAUAUGAAUCCGGCCAGCAAAUACUAUAUUCGAAAUAUAGUUUUAUCGUACUUGGAAGCCCGUUUAGUCGAUCGCGAUGAAAAGCAGUCAAUACAAGAUUUCAUUGAAAAACAAAACAUGAAUAUUUUAUGUAGUAUAAUCGAAACGAAACCAGAAGAUGAAAUUCAAGCAGUUUACGCUAUUCAAAAUUUUGUCACCAAACUUGGACAUCCAUCAAAAAUGGCACAACUACUAUUCGAUAAAUUCUAUGACGCAGAUUGUGUGAAAGAAGAAACGUUCAUUCAAUGGCUAGAGCACCCGGAUGAAUCUGAACGUGAUGGCCAUGACGAAAUUGUGAAAUCUACGACCGGAUUUUUUAAUUGGUUACGGAAUGCUGAACCCGAAGAGGAAGACGUCAAAGAAUAG